AGAGCAAAGUUCGGGAGGUAUUUUGAAUUUUUUCCCAUUCGUUCUAACUUGUAACAUUUGUAGUUUCAUCUUCAUUUGAUCGCAGGCGAGACAAGAAGAUGGUAGCACAAAAAAUAAGUUACUAGUAGAAGAAGAAGAAAGAAGAAAAGCGAUGACGGUGAUGCAGAAGCUGAGGAUGUUCGUUGUACAAGAGCCUGUGGUCGCAGCUUCUUGCCUCAUCGCUGGCGUUGGCCUCUUCCUUCCAGCUGUAGUGAGGCCCAUCCUUGACUCUUUUGAGACACCCAAGCAAGCACCGCCACCUGCUUUGAAUGAGGUGGUUGCCAAUAUGACUGGUAAAAAGCAGGGCUAACAUGGAGCACUAAUAUGGUUUUUUUUUUUUGCUCUGCAUGGAGAGCUAAUAUGUUAGCAGUGAUAUUCCUUACCAUGUCUCCCCUCUAAAAUUUUGAGUUUUAUCUUGUGAACUACAAUUGUUAAGUAUACUGAUUAUUUCCAUUGUUUGUGUGGCUAUGUCAACCGAUUUUGGUGCUGUUAACACUUCGGGUUCGUAAAGCUAGCAAUUGGUAUUGGAUAA
Messenger RNA from Rhododendron vialii, 571 nucleotides. RefSeq lists its product as uncharacterized. Lineage: Eukaryota; Viridiplantae; Streptophyta; Magnoliopsida; Ericales; Ericaceae. The record is from RefSeq and is a predicted model, not a curated record. The transcript has 3 exons. The coding region runs from base 152 to 349 and encodes 65 amino acids.